AUGAGUUUAAAGGACACAGAAAGAAAAAUGGAUAACGUGUGCGAACCUCGUCGCAUUACCGUGCAGUCGAUUCGAGAAAGAUUUGAAAUCCAACAGCGACAAACACCGCCCCUAAGUCGUAACGAACAACCGGAAAUUCUGUCGGAAGUCGACUCAAACCAUAGUGGAUCGAGUAACGCUAGCGAAAGUGACCACAGUUCAACCGGUGGUGGGUUUCAGCAACACAGCAAUCGCACCAGUAUCAAACGAAGUCCGGCAUUUCGAACGGGACUCAAACCGACGGAAGCUAUUCCCGAAAACAUUUUAAAGAAACCUUCGCUUAUCCGUACCGGCCUUAAGGAUCCCAACGUAAUCAUUAUCAAGAAUCAUAAAAAACCGAGUCUCAGACGGAAGCCUGGAGUCGAUCGGACAUCCAAACCGAAUCUCAGCCCUGAACCGACGACCAAUAUCGAAAACGAUCCGCUGAUAGAAGAGGCGUUAAAAGCGCCACUACCUAGCGGUCCAGCCCCCAAAAAACCACCUCGAACAUUCGUUCACGAUGCAUUCAUCCAGCAGCAGAAUGUCACCAAAGAACCGGAUAGCAGCCCACAACGUCCGGUCCGUCGGAACAAAGCCGUACAACUUCAAAGUCCGGCGAAACCUGCGAGGCCGACGAGCAUCACUCUCGGAUCGCCUUUCACGAUGAGCCGUUCUAAAACGGAACCGUUUCUAUUGGGCCGGAAAAAGUCCGUCGAAUCGGAAGAGCUUCCAGCUGUGGAAGACCUGAGGCGAUCGCCUUUAGACGAUGUGGAAUUCGACUUCCAAGAGAGUCGAUGGUUGAACCCUGUGCAGUGGAACAGUUUCUCACCGACUCCGGCCGUGACCAAAUCGCCUUUAAAGAAACAGACCAGUCCGCGAGUAUCCACUUCUUUAGUGACCAUAGCCGAUCCGGCUUUACUGCAGGCCAGGAACGGAGCGCGUCAUGGAGGCAAAAAUGUGGCCGGUCGCCAUCCAGAACCAACAAGGAGGAUGAGCUGCGAUUUUGACGGAGGUAGGCGCCGUCCGAGUAGCUCCGAGUUUACCUGGCAGUCAUCGACAACAGGGUUGCUGAGAUUUCACGGUCGUAAAGAACCACCCGUCUCGCUUGGUCACGUCUACGACCAACCCACACUAGAGGGAGGCCUCCAUUACAUGUGUUCUCCCAUUAUGGAAGUCAACGAUAUUCACAGUUGGCACAACGACUCGAGAGUUACCGACGACAGCGACUGUGAAUCUGAACAAGAUUUAAGGAAAAGUCAGCUGGUAGAGGAUAGAAAAAUUUACGUCCGCCGAGUUUCCAGCAAUGUCGCCGACUUGAGGAAAGCAUCGAGACCGUUGACCAUCGCCAAUGUCGAACCUGGAGCCGGACUUUUUGAGACUUUCCUCGAAGUGGCUCUUUUUUACGAUCGUCAUCAGAAUCUUCACACUCCAUACAUCAAAUCCAGCUAUCCUAAAUCGUCAGCUGUCCCUUCCGGCAUGGAACAUUUUUGUUUCCCGGAUUCGACGCAUUGGCCGCCACCAUUACAGACGGCCGGUGAACCGUACACCAUCAUCUUGACCGAUUCCAAAGGCGAUCGAAUGUACGGCUAUUGCCGACGGGUGGUUCCCGAAGGAGCACAAACCUGCAUUCCCAUCACUUAUUGCUUAUUGAGCCGCCAUCGAGCGGCUGGAUUUUACAACAAGAUGUUGAACGUCAUGGUAUCGCGUCACGGGGCUUCAGUAUCCCAACGUUUAGCCUUACUCGAUUGUUUGCACAAACAACCAUUUCCAAAUCCGGGACGUUUCGUUGAAUUCCCCUCCGAAAGUCCCACCAACGGGAAUAAGGUCAACAAAGUCCAACGAUUACUCGAUGGACGUUUAGAGGAUAUCGAUUUACGGGUACUCUUUGAACGACUCAAUGAAACGGUUGUCCUUCACGUUUUGGGCACCGUCUUACUUGAACGGAAGCUCAUUUUCGUCAGUCAAAAUCUCAGUGUGCUGUCGCUUUGUAUCGACGCUGUUCAAUCAAUGCUCUACCCAUUCGUGUGGCAACAUACGAUCGUUCCCGUCCUCCCUCAGUCUAUGACGGAAAUCGCAUCGGCUCCCACACCUUUCAUUCUAGGGCUUCUGUCUAAAAAUGUUGAAGAUUGGAAGUCCAUCUACCCUGAUCAGGGUAUGUUGGUUGAUUUGGAUAGCGGCAAAGUCCUUCAUAAUGUCGGCGAUGAGUCAACUAUCCUGCCCCGACGAAGUGUACGCAAACUCAUGUCCGACUGGGAGGUCACUGUCAACAUUACCCAACAAGCUGAGACUGCCCGCAAUGCUCUGUACAGCGAGAGUUUUUUACGGAUGUUUGUUGACCUCUGCGGUCAUUACGAACAGCACAUUCACUGCCGUGAUUCUGGCCACAAAUACUUUGAGCGAGCAGUAUUUACUCAGAACCAUUCGAAUUCGAGUGUCCGCGAUUUUCUAGAAUGGUUCACCGAGACGGCCAUGUUCAAUUUAUUCAUUGAAUCUCGCCUGAGGCAUGAUGCCGUUCAAACCCUGUAUGAGCACAAAAUCUUAGAACAUUCGAUGCAAAUCGUCCGGCCCAACACUCAGCUGAUUUUACCCAAUUCCAAGAUUCUUGGUCGAAAGAUCAAAACUAUUGGGGACAAACUAAGGGAGAUGAAUAUGUUUGCUUGACUGCUUGAUGCUGGACAUUGACUACCAUCUUCGACAGUAGCACACCUUCACUGUAACAUCAUUCACGCUCUCUGAGGGUCGGGUUACCCUCCGCUUCCACGACAAAACAUGACCUUAUUUAAUUUGCUAGUCACGCCUCACUCGUUUCUGUAUAAACCGAUUUAAUACUCUCGCCCAUCUGGACGAGUAUGAUAUGCGCCGAGACAAAAGCUUCUAUGCUAAAUUGAAAUAAUUUUUUUAAAAUUAAAUAUAUUAUCACUGUACAAGUUAUACGAUCUGAACAUACAUUUAGUGAACAUC
Messenger RNA from Daphnia magna, 2979 nucleotides. RefSeq names its product DENN domain-containing protein 2B. NCBI's taxonomy places the organism in Eukaryota, Metazoa, Arthropoda, Branchiopoda, Diplostraca, Daphniidae. The record is from RefSeq and is a predicted model, not a curated record. The coding region runs from base 1 to 2679 and encodes 892 amino acids. The transcript has 10 exons.